AUGUUCCACGCCGUCUUACCACUCGAUGUGGCGCUCGGUCAAAGGCUAAUGAAGCAGGCUAUCGACGUGGCAAGGGAUUCUCGCAAGAGCCAGCAUCCGUUCCCGGCUGAAGAGCUCGAGUGGCUCGUCACCGUGGCCUUCAACCAGGCUGUGGACGCGUAUAAUGUCAGACAAGACGACGAUUGCAUUAUGUGGGCGGAUUUGGCGAUUAACUUGGCGCAUUAUGCUGAUGAUGGUGGGGAGCUGGAGAAGAGAGUGCAGGAGAACCGGAUGAAGUUGAAGUUUGACUUGCCAUGA
This is a messenger RNA of Colletotrichum orchidophilum, 297 nucleotides long. RefSeq lists its product as uncharacterized. NCBI's taxonomy places the organism in Eukaryota, Fungi, Ascomycota, Sordariomycetes, Glomerellales, Glomerellaceae. The coding region runs from base 1 to 297 and encodes 98 amino acids. The record is from RefSeq and is a predicted model, not a curated record. Gene Ontology annotation, biological process: regulation of synaptonemal complex assembly. The transcript has 2 exons.